CCUCCUCUCCCUCCCCUUUCGGGGUGUGUUCAAGACUGCAGGCUAUCAUUUGUGUCAUUUUGUGGCGAGACUCUUGUGAAACACCUGCUCACAACAGCCCUUCUGUUCAUUUUUUUUCAAUAAAGAUGCAGAAGUGGGUUGUGAUCUGCUGGGCCGUCCUGGCUGUGGUUGGUGCUGAUGUGUGUCCAGAUGGAGGGCUGUGUAAAGAAGGGGAAACCUGCUGCAACAGCCCAGCAAACGGUUACGGGUGUUGCCGAUAUGAAAACGCUGAGUGCUGUGAUGAUCACAUCCACUGCUGUCCAGAGGGCACAGUCUGUAAUAAAGCCUUAUCUGGCUGUAUUAAUACUACCCUGACCAUCCCCUGGGUGAAAAGAACCCCUGCUGAUCAGCCCAAAGUCUCUAAAUCCUUCAGGAUGAUCAAGACAUACGAGAGUCAGGAAGACGACAACAUCUGCCCCGACCUGUCACGAUGCCCUGCUGAGUAUUCCUGUCUGAAGGGUUUGACGAAGUUUGGCUGCUGUCCUCUAACUCAGGGAAUCUCCUGCCCCGAUGGCAAACACUGCUGCCCUGAGGGCCACGACUGCAGCUCAGACAGCCGAGGCUGCAUCAAAAAAGAGCUCGUGGUUACAGUUCUAUGCAGCGAUGGCAUUUCAGAGUGCCCAGAUGGUACCACCUGCUGUGAAACAAAUGACGGGAAAUGGGCAUGCUGUCCACUAUCAAAGGCCGUGUGCUGCGCUGACAAGAUACACUGCUGCUCUGAAGGGACCACAUGUGAUGUCGAGCAUUCCAAAUGCAUUGACUCUUCUACCAAGAAAGAGAUGCCAAUGUGGGCAAAGCUCCCUGCCAGAGUGAGAGCAGCUUGGGAAAACCAGAAAGAAGAAGUGCCAGUUGAAGCAGUGAAUAACACAGGAACAGAAAACGCCCCCAAAGUCACCACAGCCAAUCUGCUUCCUCCAUCUGCAAACGAUGUCCCAUGUGACGAUACAUCGGCCUGUCCUGAUGGCACCACCUGCUGUAAAACCCAAGAAGGUGGCUGGGCCUGCUGUCCAAUGCCAGAGGCUGUUUGUUGUGACGACUUCAUACACUGUUGUCCCAAAGGGAAGAAAUGUAACUUGGAGGCUCAAACCUGUGAAGACGGCCUGAUCUCUGUGCCCUGGGCCAAGAAGGUUCCUGCAAUCAUAAAGCAGAAGGUAGAGGUGAAGGAUGUUCCAUGUGACGAUACAUCAGCCUGUCCUGAUGGCACCACCUGCUGUAAAACCCAGGAAGGUGGCUGGGCCUGCUGUCCAAUGCCAGAGGCUGUUUGUUGUGACGACUUCAUACACUGUUGUCCCAAAGGGAAGAAAUGUAACUUGGAGGCUCAAACCUGUGAAGACGGCCUGAUCUCUGUGCCCUGGGCCAAGAUUCCUGCAAUCAUAAAGCAGAAGGUAGAGGUGAAGGAUGUUCCAUGUGACGAUACAUCAGCCUGUCCUGAUGGCACCACCUGCUGUAAAACCCAGGAAGGUGGCUGGGCCUGCUGUCCAAUGCCAGAGGCUGUUUGUUGUGAAGACUUCAUACACUGUUGUCCCAAAGGGAAGAAAUGUAACUUGGAGGCUCAAACCUGUGAAGACGGCCUGAUCUCUGUGCCCUGGGCCAAGAAGGUUCCUGCAAUCAUAAAGCAGAAGGUAGAGGUGAAGGAUGUUCCAUGUGACGAUACAUCAGCCUGUCCUGAUGGCACCACCUGCUGUAAAACCCAGGAAGGUGGCUGGGCCUGCUGUCCAAUGCCAGAGGCUGUUUGUUGUGACGACUUCAUACACUGUUGUCCCAAAGGGAAGAAAUGUAACUUGGAGGCUCAAACCUGUGAAGACGGCCUGAUCUCUGUGCCCUGGGCCAAGAAGCUUCCUGCAAUCAUAAAGCAGAAGGUAGAGGUGAAGGAUGUUCCAUGUGACGAUACAUCAGCCUGUCCUGAUGGCACCACCUGCUGUAAAACCCAAGAAGGUGGCUGGGCCUGCUGUCCAAUGCCAGAGGCUGUUUGUUGUGAAGACUUCAUACACUGUUGUCCCAAAGGGAAGAAAUGUAACUUGGAGGCUCAAACCUGUGAAGACGGCCUGAUCUCUGUGCCCUGGGCCAAGAAGGUUCCUGCAAUCAUAAAGCAGAAGGUAGAGGUGAAGGAUGUUCCAUGUGACGAUACAUCAGCCUGUCCUGAUGGCACCACCUGCUGUAAAACCCAGGAAGGUGGCUGGGCCUGCUGUCCAAUGCCAGAGGCUGUUUGUUGUGAAGACUUCAUACACUGUUGUCCCAAAGGGAAGAAAUGUAACUUGGAGGCUCAAACCUGUGAAGACGGCCUGAUCUCUGUGCCCUGGGCCAAGAAGGUUCCUGCAAUCAUAAAGCAGAAGGUAGAGGUGAAGGAUGUUCCAUGUGACGAUACAUCAGCCUGUCCUGAUGGCACCACCUGCUGUAAAACCCAAGAAGGUGGCUGGGCCUGCUGUCCAAUGCCAGAGGCUGUUUGUUGUGAGAUCAUACACUGUUGUCCCAAAGGGAAGAAAUGUAACUUGGAGGCUCAAACCUGUGAAGACGGCCUGAUCUCUGUGCCCUGGGCCAAGAAGGUUCCUGCAAUCAUAAAGCAGAAGGUAGAGGUGAAGGAUGUUCCAUGUGACGAUACAUCAGCCUGUCCUGAUGGCACCACCUGCUGUAAAACCCAAGAAGGUGGCUGGGCCUGCUGUCCAAUGCCAGAGGCUGUUUGUUGUGAAGACUUCAUACACUGUUGUCCCAAAGGGAAGAAAUGUAACUUGGAGGCUCAAACCUGUGAAGACGGCCUGAUCUCUGUGCCCUGGGCCAAGAUUCCUGCAAUCAUAAAGCAGAAGGUAGAGGUGAAGGAUGUUCCAUGUGACGAUACAUCAGCCUGUCCUGAUGGCACCACCUGCUGUAAAACCCAAGAAGGUGGCUGGGCCUGCUGUCCAAUGCCAGAGGCUGUUUGUUGUGAAGACUUCAUACACUGUUGUCCCAAAGGGAAGAAAUGUAACUUGGAGGCUCAAACCUGUGAAGACGGCCUGAUGUCUGUGCCCUGGGCCAAGAAGGUCCCUGCAAUCAUAAAGCAGAAGGUAGAGGUGAAGGAUGUUCCAUGUGACGAUACAUCAGCCUGUCCUGAUGGCACCACCUGCUGUAAAACCCAGGAAGGUGGCUGGGCCUGCUGUCCAAUGCCAGAGGCUGUUUGUUGUGAAGACUUCAUACACUGUUGUCCCAAAGGGAAGAAAUGUAACUUGGAGGCUCAAACCUGUGAAGACGGCCUGAUGUCUGUGCCCUGGGCCAAGAAGCUUCCUGCAAUCAUAAAGCAGAAGGCAGAGGAGAAGAAAGUUCCUUGUGAUCACACAGCAGCCUGUCCUGAUGGCACCACCUGCUGUAAAACCCAAGAAGGUCGCUGGGCCUGCUGUCCAUUGCCAGAGGCGGUCUGCUGCGACGAUCACAAACACUGCUGCCCGAGCGGCACCACCUGUGACCCGACCGCCGUGUCUUGCAAUGGCCCAUCAGGCUCAACUCCCAUGCUACAGAAGGUACCUGCGUUCACUACUGAAGCACCUACUACUGUGCAGCCUACAACUGAGAGUCCAACAACAAGCGCUAAAUCGGAGGAAGAGGACAAAGAAGAAGGCAUGAUUAACUGUGAUGCCCACACCAGCUGCCCUCAGUCGACCACCUGCUGCUACAUGAAGAAUUUUGAAAAGUGGGGCUGCUGUCCGCUGCCUGAGGCGGUGUGCUGUGAGGAUGGGAGUCACUGCUGUCCUAACCAGUAUAAAUGUGACAAUAGCCGCACGUCGUGCAUAAAAGGAGAAGUAGUGAUUCCAUGGUACACCAAAAUUCCAGCCAUUACCAGCGACGAGGCCGAGCCCUACUCUGUCCAGUGCGAAGGUGCAAGCCAGUGUCCUGAACAAACCAGCUGCUGCAAGCUGUUCACAGGCGAGUGGGGCUGCUGUCCACUCAAAAAUGCUGUUUGCUGUCCGGAUAAGGAGCACUGUUGCCCGCAGGGUUACACCUGUGACAUCUUAUCCAGAUCCUGCCAGAAGCUCAUCAUGAUGCAGCUGGAGAGAGUCCCACUGACACCGGUGUAUCUACUUGAGCCUCAACCCCAGCUCAGCCCAACAAAGCACAAAGACAUCACGUGCGAUGAACAGACCAAUUGCGGGCAUGAUGAAACUUGCUGCAGGACUUCUGCCACUUCCUGGGGCUGCUGUCCAUCUUCUAACGCGGUGUGCUGCAGCAACAUGAAGCACUGCUGCCCGACGGGGUACACCUGUACGGAAGAAAACUCCUGCAUCCAGAACUCCAAGCUUUACUGGCCCAACUGGCACGUGUUCCUCGCCAACAAAAAAAGAGCCCUAAUUGUGUGAAAACACCACCUCUAAACUGUUACUAGUUUUAGUUUUUGCAUAUAACGCACUAAUGGAGAAAGAAUUCUACGUUAAUUUCAAAAUGCUUUGUUUUUAAAUGACACUUUGAAAACGAUUUGCACCUCAGUUGCUAAGAUGUUUGCAAUCUUGAAGUUGAACAUUUUGGUCUGAAUGCACCUAAUUAUAUAGAUGACCGUGUGACUAAUGUAUUUAAGGAGUUAUCUUUGUUAUUCCAAGCACACUCAGUUUGUCACUUGAAACGCUACUCCAUCCACAAUAGAAGACAAUCGAAACACUCCACUUGUCAGUCAUCUGUUUCUUUAAGACUUGCUGCAGCUGCCUUCUGUUGAAAAGGUUAUUUCUUUAUCAAUAAUAGUCAAUCAGUCAAAACCUGAUUCAAUAUCUUUCAUCAUUCUGAACAUUCAGUCUGAUCAUUUAAUGAUUUUGUGGUGUAAUUACUCAUUAAAUCUUGGGUUCAUAAUUUUGUGCAUUGGAUUAGUAAUCUGUGUUAAUGAGGCAAAGGUGAAGAAAUUCAUGCUUGGGUGAUCUUACCCUGUCAAAGUGUCACAUUAUCCAUUAAAUCAAUAAAAAAGAAGUGACAUUAUUAAAA
Molecule: messenger RNA, 4971 nt
Organism: Haplochromis burtoni (Burton's mouthbrooder)
Lineage: Eukaryota; Metazoa; Chordata; Actinopteri; Cichliformes; Cichlidae
Gene: grna
Product: granulin a
Cellular component (GO): extracellular region
Source: RefSeq, a predicted model, not a curated record